Molecule: messenger RNA, 798 nt
Organism: Globicephala melas (long-finned pilot whale)
Lineage: Eukaryota; Metazoa; Chordata; Mammalia; Artiodactyla; Delphinidae
Gene: PERCC1
Product: proline and glutamate rich with coiled coil 1
Source: RefSeq, a predicted model, not a curated record
AUGGCCGCGGGUGUGAUCUGGCCUCUCUGUGACUUCCGGCUGCCUCUGCCAUACCAUGGGCCCUUCCUGCCCUCAGACCUGGAGCCCCCAGAUUCUUCGGAGGAGGAGGAGGAGGAGGAUGGGGAAGAGGAACUGGAGGUCGAGGGGCCAGAGGGCCACAGCCCGGCCCCCCAGAACUCAGGUUGGGCCCCAGAAGUGGCCCCUCUGGACCCCGGUGGCCCAGAGACGCCGCUGCAGCUCCUGCGGUUCUCUGAGCUCAUCAGUGGCGACAUCCAGCGGUACUUCGGCCACAAGGACCGGGGGCAGGACCCCGACGCCUGCGACAUCUACGCCGAUGGCCACACGGCCAGCAACUCAGCCAGGGAGCUCUCCUGCGCCAACCUUGUGCGCCUGGCCCAGGGCGAGGCCCCAGAAAAUGAGGCCACUGAGCCCGGGGUCUGCUCCCCUGGGGCCCCCGAGGGGCAGGCGUGCGGGCCGGGCCUCGGUGGGGAAGGGCUGCAGCCGCUGGGACCCCUGGCCGAGCUCUUCGACUACGGGCUGCGGCAGUACUUGGGACCCAGGGCCGCGGCCGGCCGCCGACUCAGGCUGGAGCAGAAGUACGGCCACAUCACCCCCAUGACCCAAAGGAAGCUUCCCCCCUCCUUCUGGAAGGAGCCGGCACCCAGCCCCCUGGGUCUGCUGCACCCCGGCACGCCUGACUUCAGCGACCUGCUGGCCAGCUGGUCAGCAGAGGCCGGCCCCGAGCUGCUGGGCUGGGGGGGCCAGGCCCUGGAGGGGGUGCAGCUGGCCGAGGCCUAG